AUGAACACAUUAGCAAAAUUUACGAAUUAUGACCUCUUCAAUUUGAGUGUCAGACGUUCCAAAUCAGUGAGACUACCUUCCAAAACUGCAAGGUUAGGAGUACCAUUAAAUGAAAAGGGAAGUGAUAACCCAAAGCAGAUUAUUGGCAAUGCAGGUCAAACGGUAUAA
This is a messenger RNA of Debaryomyces hansenii CBS767, 168 nucleotides long. RefSeq names its product DEHA2F11484p. Bases 1 to 168 code for a protein of 55 amino acids. The transcript has a single exon. The record is from RefSeq and is a predicted model, not a curated record. NCBI's taxonomy places the organism in Eukaryota, Fungi, Ascomycota, Pichiomycetes, Serinales, Debaryomycetaceae.